Molecule: messenger RNA, 1125 nt
Organism: Gordionus sp. m RMFG-2023
Lineage: Eukaryota; Metazoa; Nematomorpha; Gordioida; Chordodea; Parachordodidae
Exons: 1
Coding region: 1-1125 (374 amino acids)
Molecular function (GO): catalytic activity
Source: RefSeq, a predicted model, not a curated record
AUGGCACCCAUAAACUCGGAGCACACAGUUUAUGGUAAGUUAUGGAUUGCGUCUCUAAAUAUUAACGGAAUGAAAAAUAAACUAACAGUACUGCUUAGAGAUUUUGCAUAUAUGAAAUUAGAUAUAAUUGGCAUCCAAGAAACCCACUGCCCAGGGAAUAAUACUGCAGAUUUUAAGGAUUAUAAACUAUUUUGUUCCGGUACCACCUCUAAUAGCUGGUCAGGAAUCGCAUUCCUAGCAAACAAAAAAAUAGAAAAAUCAAUUAUCAAAUUUGUACCCAUAUCAGAAAGAUGCGGCCUCCUAUAUCUAAACACAAAAUUCAAACCGACAAUAAUUGUAAACAUAUAUGCCCCUCCAAGAAGAAAUGAAAGGUUAAAUUUUAUUGACACAGUCACUACCUUGAUUGAUUCCCUGCCUUUGAGAUAUAACAUUAUAAUAAUAGGAGACCUCAAUCUGAAAAUUGGCAAAAGCACAGAAUAUAUUAACACCAAUACCAUCGGUAACGCAACUAUACAACAACCCAACAAUAUAGAUAGUAAAAAAUUACUUGAUUAUUGUAAAACCAAAAAUUUCAAAAUAGAAAAUACUUUCUUUCUCCAUCGAGAAAUAAAUACAUACACCUUCGUAAGAGCAAAUCAAAAAUCUCAAAUUGAUUUCAUUAUAUCAAAUAUUCAUGCGUGGUUUGAUGAUGUUAUAGUGUCCACUAUUAUUAAAUUGUCAGAUCACAGAGCGUUAGUAGCAAAAAUGACAAUAAAAAAUACAUGGGGAUAUCGCGAAGAGAUAGACCCAAAUAUGACAAGAAUAAAUUUCUUAAAACCUCUCCUAAACCGUAAACAAAUAAAAGUAAAAUCACAAGAGGAUAUACAACUUUUUGAUCAAAUACUGGUCAGGAAGAGAGAAAAUUUCCUAAAUAUAACCUCAAAUGGGAACGUAGAUAUAUGUUGGAAUCUUUUCAAGAAAGAUAUAACUGAAUCCUAUAACAUGUUACCCAAUAUGAAUGUAUACCUAAGGAGAGAGUGGUUAUCAAAUGAAACUGUAGGAAAAAUCAGCCAGCUUAGAGGAGGCAAUAACUUGAACAGAGAACUAUGGAAAGAGAUACAGAAAUUUCUGAGAAGUGAUGUAUAG